AUGGAAGUGGUGGUGGCAGUGUCUCCUCCUCCUCCUCCUCCACCUUCUUCUUCUUCCAUGGAAUUUAACUUUGAUAGCAACUGCUCCUCCCCUUACAUCACCGCACCUUCCAGCCCUCAACGCUUUGGCAACUUCUUCUUCAGUGCCCCCACCAGCCCCACCAGAAGACACUCCUCUGCUUCUACUCCUACCACUACCCAAGACGAAUUUGAAUUCGACUUUAGUAGUCAUGUUCAAAGACCUUCUCUUUCCGCCGAUGAAUUGUUUCUUGGAGGAAAGAUUAGACCUUUGAAACCCUCUUCACCUUCAUUCAUUCCGAAUAUUAACAAAAACAAAAUCUCAUCUGAUAGAACAGAGGACAAAGGAUCAUUACCACCGCCACCACAGGAUAAAAGAAUCAGAGAAAGAGCAUUUUCAUUUUCCACUUCUUCCGCGAGUUCAGAUCGCAGACAAAGCGGAAUCAACAGUGUAUUAUACGGUGAUGACAACAUCGAUGAUACGUCGGAGUCAUCACCGGGGAAAAAUAUCGACAAGGCCUCGGAAACCGUUUCUCAUUCCUCGUUUUUGUCGUCGAUUUCGUUCGGGAAAGGGUACCGAAAGUGGCGGCUGAAGGAUUUUCUGUUGUUCCGAAGCGCCUCCGAGGGAAGAGCUUCGGACAAGGAUCCUUUUCGGAAGUACGCAGUUCUUUCCAAAACGACAGCGCACGAGGAUGUGCGGAACAUGAGCUUUCGGUCGGCGGAGAGUUCCGGUUCGGUUUCGAGACGGAGAGGACCGGUUUCGGCUCACGAGUUGCAUUACACGGUGAACCGGGCUGCUUCUGUGGAAAUGAAGAAGAAAACUUUGUUGCCUUACAAGCAGGGUUUGUUGGGCUGCUUGGGCUUCAACCCUGGCAUGCAUCACUUCAGUGCGAGAAUUGGAUCUUCUGAGCGUUCGUAA
This is a messenger RNA of Sphenostylis stenocarpa, 936 nucleotides long. The record is from the annotation of a GenBank genome assembly. Lineage: Eukaryota; Viridiplantae; Streptophyta; Magnoliopsida; Fabales; Fabaceae.